AUGCCUGUGCCACCACCUAUAAUGCAAGACCACCAGGCCAACGACCGAACUAUUGCUCUCACAAAAGAAUUUAAGAAGAUGAAACCACCCUUGUACAAAGGAGGAAUUGAUCCAUUAAAGGCAGAGGCUUGGGUGCUUGGUAUUAAGAAAUUGUUUGAAGUCUUUCCAUGCACGGAGGCACAGAAAGUCAUGCUAGCUGCUUUUACAAUAGAGGAUGAGGUGCACCGUUGGUGGACGCUUAUUCGAGGAGAGCAUCAAGGGAUGAAUUGUGCUCAAUUUUUGGAGAUCUUCUAUGAGAAGUACUUCCCACAGAGCAUCCGAGACAGGAAGGUGUCGGAGUUUGAAAACUUGAAGCAAGAGAACAAAAUCGUAGCAGAGUAUGAGGUGCAAUUUAUCGAACUAGCACGUUUCGCACCGUAUAUGGUCGAUACAGACUGCAAGAAGGUGAGGAAAUUUGAGGGAGGUCUCCGAGACUCCAUUCUUGAGAAGAUUAAUAUACUGUAG
Messenger RNA from Camellia sinensis, 504 nucleotides. The record is from RefSeq and is a predicted model, not a curated record. Lineage: Eukaryota; Viridiplantae; Streptophyta; Magnoliopsida; Ericales; Theaceae.